Molecule: messenger RNA, 885 nt
Organism: Aspergillus clavatus NRRL 1
Lineage: Eukaryota; Fungi; Ascomycota; Eurotiomycetes; Eurotiales; Aspergillaceae
Product: alpha/beta fold hydrolase
Exons: 1
Coding region: 1-885 (294 amino acids)
Source: RefSeq, a predicted model, not a curated record
AUGCAUUUUCCUCUAAGUUUCUUCCUUCCUUACGUGGCCAUGGCGAGCUGGGCAAAUGCCCUUCCAGACUUUAACCAACCACUCGCGAGCUACAAGUGGCCAACCCAGUUUGUUCGCAGUGAUCAGGCAAACAUUCAAGUCCUGGUAGAAGGUGCCGGACCUACAGUGGUGCUUCUCCCAUCCUAUGGAAGAGACGGUGGGGAGGACUACAACUAUUUCACCAGCAAGCUAGUAUCUGCUGGCUACCUUGUGCUGCGUCCCCAGCCCCGGGGGACCUUCGAGUCGACCGGCCCCAUGAGCAAUGUCAGUCUAGCGGAUUUGGCAGCAGACGUCGCAGCCACUAUCGACGCCCUGGGUAGCGGCAAAGCAAUUGUUAUCGGCCAUGCCUUCGGCACAUUUGUUGCAAAAGUGAGCUCCGUUCUGUACCCGGAGAAAAUCCCCGCCAUAAUUGUCGCAGCACCGGGGGGCAUCGAUCUACCCACCGACGUUGCACAACUUCCCUUCGUUGCAGGCAACACUUCGCUACCUCUUUCAGAGCGUUUGGAAGCUCUGCAGUCCGCAUUUUUUGCUCCAGGUCAUGAUGCCCAUGUGUGGUUGGACGGAUGGUAUCCUGAUGUUCUUGCAAUGGAGCACGAUUCUGUGAAGGCUUACGGCAGCUUGACACAGCACUGGGCCGGUGGAAACAACACGCAGGUUCUUGAAUUGAUCCCUGCGGAGGACCCGUUUCAGCCUCGAAGCCAGUGGAAUGUGACGUCCACGUUGUAUCCGGAGCGAGCCACUUCUGUUGUUAUUGCUGAUGCUGCUCAUGCACUUUUUCCUGAGCAGCCAAGAGCUGUAGUUGAAGCUGUGUUGCCGUGGUUGAAACAACAGAGCUCAAAGCUGUGA